AUGGCGGAUAUCGCCGGAAACUCGUCGGAGCCGCCGUCGCCGCUUUCUGCGGGAUUCUCGGAACAGCGCGGAGGGGUGCCUUCUCUCACGCAUCCAAGUUGCCCUCGACAGAGAGAAGACACUGAGAGCGACGUGUCUCCUUCUUCCCCCUGCUCACCGGCGCACGCUUCGCCCUCCUCGCGCGCCCUCGUGCCGCCGCUGAAUACAGCCUUCGCCGUGCCUCCUCAACCUGCGCUGCUCGCUGCCUCGCCCAUCGACAGCAACGCAGGGCGCUUUCGGGCGCGGCCUGUCGUCCCCCAGCUCCGACUGGGGCUCCCGAGUGCUUCUUCGCCCCAGGCGGCGGAAGGCGCCGCGUCCCCUGCGAGCUCGCGCGCCUCGCCGUCCUGCGCCUCCAGCGGUCCGACUAGCGACGGCACGUCUCCCUGCAACUCCCCGCAGACGGCCGCCGCCGCGCAGGCGCGUGAGGUGCCCCCGAGGGACGCUCAGGGGCAGCACACGAGCAGCGAGCGGCAACAAGACACCUGGUCUUCGACGUCCUCUGAUCGCUGCCCGCCGAUGUCGCCUUCCAAGCGAAGGUGCGACGAGAGUCCGUGCGCAUCGCCGUCGUCUCUGAGGGCGCUUCCCGCCCCAGUGGUGUGGUGGAGUCUCCCUCUGGUGAACUCGCCCUUGGGCCCCCAGCUCUCGAGUCGCUCUGCGCCGCAGAGUCCGUCCUUCCGUCGCGCCUGUCUGCCGCGCGGGGAAGAGGCCGUUUCGGGUUGCUUUCCCUCGUAUCCGCGCGACGUCGCCGCAGAAGACGAGCCCAGCGACGACGCAGACUGCGCCUACACAGCGAUCACGACAGCUUUCCACGACCAAAUAAGGUUCUUGGCGGCUUCCUCGCCUGCGCUUCUUGCGGCCGUAGACCAAGUCGCAGAAUCCGCGGUGCUUUGCCGGUUAGAGCCUGUCGCUGCAGGAGCUGGCGUCCAGCGCACGCCCGCGUACCUUUCGUCUCUCCGCCGUCAGCACGCACUUGUUCUCCUCACGCCUUCGCCCCAACCCGAGGCCUUCUCAAUUCAGAAUCUGCUUCAGACCUUUUCACCGGGUUCUGGUUCACAGCUCGACGCAGGACUGGUGGAGAGUCUGAGAGAGCAACUGGCGUCUCAGGAGCAGCGCUUUGAGGACUUGUUCGCCAAAGACAUCUCUCAGGGGGAGCUGCGGCGAGAUCUGUGGCGCACCCAGCUCCUCGAGAUGCAGCACAAGAGCCAGCUCCGGAAGCAGACGGAGAAAAUCUGCAAAGCUGUAGACCUCUGUGCGUCGCUGGCUUCUGCGCUCUCCGGGGAUUCCUUGACUUCCGCUGGCGCGCCCAGUCCACAGAGGGACAGAGCAGCGCCUCCGGCCUCACCGGGCACUGUUGCUGAGCUCUGUUCUGGCCUUCUCUGUCUCCUUCGAGAAGCGGCUGCCCUGGGGCAAGGAGCCAGCGCCCAACCCGCGAGUAACGGCAGCGCUCCGGCGGCCAGGGAGGACUUCGGAGGCUUCCAGGCCUCUGGGCUGCGGGACGUGCCGCCGCGCCUGGGCGCCUUGAGAGAGGAGGGAAGCAGCGGCGCACGCCACGUCUCUUCAAUCGGUUUCCCGUCGCCUUUGCGUCGCGAGGAAGCCGGCGCAGAGUUUCCCUUCUCGCCGUCGUCCGCAGCUUCUCGUCCGUCGCCCCCAGGAUCGGGGCUGCCGAGCGAGUCGUCUGCGAACGGGGGCUUGGCUCGGCCGCUGAACAGCGGGCGACAGGGGAAAGAACUGAGUCUGAGCGCACGCAUGCAGACGCAGCAGGCGGUGUCGCGCGUCCCGCCGCUCUUCCGUCCGGGGGAGGCCUCUCGAAUGGGCGCAGCUGGCGGAGGCGCCGGCCUGCCACUGAGCCUCGCGAGCCCCGCACGCAGUGGGGGGGGUCGCGACACGGGGGAACUGAGUCGCCGCAGCUUGAGCAGUUUCAGCUGCAGCAGCUACUGCAGCAGCCGAAGCAACCUCACGACGCACCGAGGCAACAACAGCGGCGACGAGGGCUCUGGUCCGCCCUCUGGAAGGGGCCGCGUGUCCUCGGGGAUCCCCACUGCGUUUCUGUCCAAAUGGAAAGGCCGGCCUGCCUUCGUGCCGCGCCUGAAUUUGACUGGUGACGAUAGCGAUGAAGAGGAGGAGGAAGGGGACAUGGAAGACGCGCAGAUGGGUGCGCCUGCGGCAGACGCACACGGCGGAGGGGUCGACGGCGCGCCCGUGCAGGAACAGGCGCGCGAAUGCAGUGCGGAUUCGAUUCACGAGUCGGGCUUUGAGAUGAGAGAUGCAGGAGUGCCUCAGAGGGUCGGGCAAGCAGGGCGGCUUGAAAGCGACAUGCGGCACCAAGCUGCUGAAAGCGAGCGAGUCUGCCCGGUGUCGACGCCUCUCGCUGGCCCCGGGGGAGCCCGCCUGAGUGCACGGGAAAAGGAAGGAAACGAGGCUGGUCUGGGCUCUUCGGACUCGGCGCUCUCUUCGCCGUUCCCGGCUGCCGGCCUCUCUUUUCCUUCCGCUCUUCCGCAGUCUCCGUCUGCCUCUUCUGCAGCGGCGCCUUCUUCGCUGGAAACGAGGUCAGCAGGCGAGCAUGUCGCUGUGGGCCGCCGCGAGCAUCUAAGCUUGGGGAAGGCGAACCGGGAGAAGAUCGAGGAGGCAUUCCUUCUUCAGCAGCAGCUCGCUCAGGCGAGGGGCACUCUCUCGGGGCAUCAAGGCGCUGCUGAGUGCCCGUCUGCCUCUGGAGGACCUCUCGGCGCAGGGCAGGGUUCUGUUGGUGUGUCUCCUCCGCUGCCGUCCCUCCAGCCGCUCGACGUCGAUUUAGAUUCCACGGGGGCUGGUCCAUGCGUGAGCGAGGAAGAUGAAAAGCAGGUGAGCGUUUUGGUUUCUUCAUCCAGCGAGAGUUUCGAAGGUGCGGAUGGUGGGAGUCGAUUCGGUUUCAGCGUCGCCGUCUCUUCCACAGAGCGGAGCUGCGGCGCGGGCCUUUCCGGAGGCCCGACCAGCAGCACCUGCAACGCAGACAACGACCGCAGGAAUCUUUUUGGCAGCCGACAAAACAUCGCCCUGAAUCCCUCCAGCGGCUCUCUCGCUCCGGCGAGGGGGGUCACGCUCUUCGCAGCCCCCGGGCACGAGGCUGCGCAGGCGAGCCCUCGAGGAGAGCGACAGCAAGGGGGACAAGAGAAAGGCAGAGGCGCGGGAGGAAACGAGAAGGCGGAAGGGAGCCGACGCGGCCAGCCUCUGAUUCCUCGCCUGGCUUUAGGAGAGACUUCCGCCCGAGCGAGGGAGCCAGCACGACGAGGGGAAGGCGCGGAGACCCGAGGCGUGCCCCCCCGCGUGGAAGGGCAGCCCGGGGAUGCGCCCGUCUCGUCUCACGCGGAAACCCGGCUGCCUGCAGAAGAAACGGGGAACCCGCCGGGAGGAGCGGAGGAUCGAGACGCUGCCAUGGGCGAACUCGCGAGUGACCGCCGGGAGGUCCCAGUGCCUCAGACUCAGGGAGAGUCGUGUGAUCCUCUUUCUCCGGUGCUGUCUGCGGCAGCGAGUCGGACGUGGCGGCCCAAACUGCCGCCUCUCACCCCAACAGCCGGGAGGGGUUCAUUGUCUUCCGGCACUGGGGGGUCCGCACGCAGGCCUCGAAGAGACCGGCGGGGGAGCGCCGCACGAAACAGCACAGAAACGCCCAGGUCGCCCUCUGUCUCCGUGUCGUCUUCUUCGGUCUCGUCGCCAUCGGUCGCAGAGAUACGUAGGGCCUUCGAAAACCGGCAAGUGUGGAGCGGCUCGUCUGGUGGGGCGCCACCCACUCCUGUGCCCUCUCCAGGCCGAGCCCGACUCCCUGCAGGCUCGCCAGGCUUUCGGGGGGUGGACUCCAAGACCCCGCGCAGUGGCUGCUCUUCUGCGCGAUCUCGGGGCUGCUCCUUGUCCUUUUCUCUCGAGGGGGGAAGCUUCCCCGGGCGUGCCCCCUCGUCCUGGCCCUCGGGGGCCGAUUUGACCGCCGACGAGGGUGUCCCCAAGCCGCAGGGUGGGCUGGAGCCCAACGUGGUCGCGCCCAGGGGUAGCGGGCGCCCGCGUGCAGUGCCCCGACUGGUGGGUCUGGGAGGAGGAGACGACUCGAGGCGGCAAAGGCUGCCCUCGUCUCCCGGCGGCGGACUCGCGGAGGAGAUCGUCCCCGCGUUCUCGCGCACCUCGCUUUUCCCGUCUCCACACUCCCACGCCGGUGGCGACAAGCGCAACGGGAGUCGCGUGACCGAUUACAGGGGGAGAAGAGCGGACUCAGGAGCGGACCCGGCCUGCGACGAUCAGGGCGAAGGGCCUUUGGAAGGACGGCGAGCGUUGUCGCCCAGGUCUGAUUUUUCCGGCGCAGGAGGCCCCCACAGUCGCCCGAGCAGUCGAGGCAGUCGCGGGGGAGCCCGGAGGGGGAAGGGGGGGCGGGGGCCGUACCCUGAUUCGCCUUGUUCUCGAGAAGGGCGACUCUCCUCUUCGCGAGGCUCCUACUCCCCGCCUUCCAGCCCUUCGGCGUUGUUCCAGAGUCAGUCUCAGCAGCCGCGCCAAGGCGCGGGCCAGACCAGCCAGCGCAGCGGCGGACGCGGGGGGCGCAGGGCUGGAGGGGCGAGAGCCGCCUCCACGUCGCCCUCGAGCGCGCAGUCGGGACAGGCGCCGCCGGUUGGGGACGGCAGCCGCAGUCAGCGAGGAGAGGACACAAGCGCCGGCAACGCGAGCACUCCACUGGCUUUCCCGGCGCGUGUGGUCCUCAUCUACGAGGACUGGUCGGGCUCGGCGACUUCUCACUCCGUCAGUGGUGAGCAUGCCCUCCGCGACGCACACCAGCAAAGUGAAGAGCUGCGCUGCCUGGGCGUCGAUCCGACGCUAGUUUUGCCGCGCCGCACCGCGGGUGUACCCCCGGACGCGAAGCACCCCAAUUUCCCGCACGUUCUUGACCUCGAUUUCGCCAGCGGUGACGCCGAGGGCUUUGUCGGGGCGGCAGACCUGAUGGCAGAGGCGGCGAAGCUCGCGCAGCGCCGAGAGGAGCCCUCAGAGAGAAAGCCAGUGUCUCUUGCGUCUUGUGGCCUCACAGGCGAGCGCGCCGGGAAGUCUGUGGAAGGCGCGUCUGUGUCUCCAUUGGAGUCUGGCAAACCUCCGCGCGUGCCGCGGCUUCUGCUUCCCGCCCUCUCCACAGGGGGGGGCCCUUGCGACCCGAAGCGGCCGCCGCUCGCGCAGUGGGAUGAGCGGUUGCCUGCUGGCGGCUGCGGUGAGGAGGGCGGGGCGCUGGACCAUGCCCCGUGGCUGCUGGACGGCGACACAACGGCGGAGGAAGAAAGCGCACGCGCUUCCUCUCAGCCGAGUGUGCACGAAGACGGCCGCGUCGUCGACCCUCUUCAGGCGGUGUCUGCUGUCGCUGUGGGUGCUGAGAAGAACCGGCCUCAACCGCCGGCUGUAGACAACACUGCCGCGGCGGGGCCUGCGAGUCUCCGGUCUUUGGCCGUCGACGUGAGCGACUUUAUCCUCUCUGUGGGUUUCGAGGCCCGCGCGGGAGCCGAGGGGGGCUGCGACCGGGAAGAGUCGCUCGACGGCCUCCUCACCACGACUGCGCCGGGCGCUAUGGUUGAUGGUUCAAGCUUCGAUAACCUGGUUUCCGAGUCGGCCUCUCCUGUCUCCGCGCCCCUUGUGUGGCACGCUCCAGAGGCUGGCGCUCAGGUCUGGAAAACGCCUGGCGUCCGAGCGACGAAGAGAGAAAAAGAAGGGUUGGAGAAGGGAGAAGAUAGUGGGAAGCAUCCGGGGCCCUCUGGAGUCCCGAACGACCAGCCGGCACGAGAAGGGGAACCCCAGCCGCGUCUGCCUCAGGAAUCAAAACUAGCCGAGCGAACCAACUUACCGCAACAGCGAACUGAUUCUUCGCUAACGACUGUCCACGAAGGACGACAGCAGGUGGCUAGCACGGAAGAGACUGCGAGGGGAUUGGUGGGGCCAGGCGUCGGAGGUGUCUCUCCCGGGACUCCGCAGGAUCGCGCAUGGGAGGAGCCUCCUUCAUCAGGUCGGCAGGUUGCCGUCGAGGCCGAGGGAGCCCAAACGGAGGCGCAGAGAUUUCGCGCGACCGCAGCUUCUGUGGGGCUCGUGCCCAAUCGAGUGGAGGAAUCGAACGCCCGAGGAGUCUCGUCGGCAGCUCUGCUCUCAGCUCUGCUCAAUCCGUUAUUCAGCCCGCUUCCCGCGGAUCUGCGCCUCUUGCUCUCCAGCGGCAGCGAGUCCAGCAGUGGGAUUAGCACAGCGGUGGCUUCAGAGUCGGCGAGUCUCUCGUUUCCUCUCCCGGGCGACUACUCUGGAGAAGGCACCGCCCCGUCUGUCUACGCCGUUCCCACUCUCUCCUCUGAGCAAGCGCCGGCGCCCGUCUCCGCCUUUGCCGCGUUCUCAGCGGCCCUUGCGCGAGAUCAGAGUCGCGGUGGCGCCCCCGUCCCCUCUUUGGUUACGGGCCAGCCGCCCCUUCAGGCGACCCCGCCCCCUCCUGUCUCCGGGCCUUUCCAGUCGGCGACCGUCGCUGUACGGCUCGGGUCGGCUGGCGAGGUCCCACGCCAUGUGUAUCAUCUGCAGGGUGGCGGCGCGGCGCAAGCUGUCUGCGCAGAUGGGGGCGUUGGAAGGAGGCAGCGCCUUCCCGUCGUCGAGGACCCGCUCCUUCGAGGCGCCCGUCUUUGGCAACUUCAAGCUCCAGCGCAGCGGCCGCAGAUGUCGCGGCCGCCCAGCAGCAGGGGACCGCAGAUGUCUGUGUCGGCCGAGCGAGGCGGCGCGCAGCCCUCGCGGGAGGCUUCGAACCCUCUCGCAGGCUCAGGCGCGCGGUGGGAGCUCUUGUGCGUGCGCGGGCCCCUGGCGGCACCCGCGGGCGCGCAGGGCCCCGUGAGGGCACUUCGGGGGGCGCCCAGACCCGUUCAGUCUCCUCUCGCCACGCAUACGCCAGCAGAGCUCGGUCAUGCCGCCUCACCGCCUCACGUCUUCCACGUGGCUCCCCAGCAACUUGUACAGACUCUGCAGCAGCCACAGCCGCCCGCACGCGCCCCGAGAGCGCAUGUGAGCACGGCCGGCGGCUCGGUAGCGGACUUAGCGCCCAGAAGUGACCUCGUGGGCCAUAUGCUGCCCCCCUCGCUGGGGCUUCCCGCCCCCCGGGAGGGGACGCAGCCGAGGGGGUUGGCGGCCUCGGCGGUCGCCAGCGGCGCAGAUGCACACGUGCGCCACAGCGCCGUGCUGGCUCAAGUGUCGCAGAGCCACGUUUUUCCGCAGAUGAGAACUCAGCGGGCGCUGCAUCACCAGCAGGGGCCGGCGGCGCCGACGCACAUCUCUCAGCGGGGGAGGCAAGCCACUUUGGCGCCGCACCAGGGGGGACUGCGGGAAAGAAAGGGAGGAGGCGAGGGCGCGACGGGGCCGCGGGUGCCUUAG
Besnoitia besnoiti is the source of this 7419-nucleotide messenger RNA. RefSeq lists its product as uncharacterized. Lineage: Eukaryota; Apicomplexa; Conoidasida; Eucoccidiorida; Sarcocystidae. The record is from RefSeq and is a predicted model, not a curated record. The transcript has a single exon. The coding region runs from base 1 to 7419 and encodes 2472 amino acids.